AUGUCGUGUAUUAAUGUGAUCUCUAGAAAUUUUUCAACGUCCGUCGUUGCCCGCGCGGCAAUCAAAAAUGUUACCGUGGUCGGUGGUGGACUGAUGGGUUCAGGGAUUGCACAAGUGUCCGCCCAGAGUGGACACAACGUAACCAUCGUAGAACUCAACCAAAGCGUCUUGGACAAAACGUACAAGAGCAUCGAGAAUAGUUUGCAACGGAUCGCCAAAAAGACAUUCAAGGAAAAUCCCAACGAUGCCAAUGCUUUCGUAUCCGAAGCACUUUCGAGGAUCAGCACAUCGACCGAUCUGCCCAAUGUCGUUCAGGAUUCCGAUCUGGUGUUGGAAGCUAUUGUCGAAAACCUGUCGGUUAAACAUAAGCUAUUCAAAUCUAUCGACGAAGUCGCUCCAAAGAAGACUAUAUUUGCUUCUAACACAUCGUCACUGUNUUCAACCCCGUACCAGUGAUGAAACUACUGGAAGUCAUCAAGACCCCAGAAACUUCUGAUGAAACGUACCAAAAACUUAUGGCCUGGGGAAAAGCCAUCGGCAAAACUACUAUAACUUGUAAAGACACCCCCGGAUUCGUAGUCAACCGACUCCUUUUGCCGUUGAUGGCUGAAGCAAUCAGGAUGUUAGAAAGAGGCGAUGCUUCUCCUAGGGAUAUCGAUAUAGCCAUGAAAUUGGGUGCUGGACAUCCCAUGGGACCAAUUGAAUUGGCAGAUUAUGUUGGACAUGAUACUAACAAUUCUAUUAUAAACGGAUGGCAUGACAAAUUCCCAGAGAAUCCGUUGUUUGAACCAUUGAAGUCUUUACAGAAAUUGGUAGACGAGAAAAAAUUGGGAAUCAAGACUGGUGAAGGUUACUACAGUUACAAGAAAUAA
This is a messenger RNA of Cinara cedri, 872 nucleotides long. NCBI's taxonomy places the organism in Eukaryota, Metazoa, Arthropoda, Insecta, Hemiptera, Aphididae. The record is from the annotation of a GenBank genome assembly.